Messenger RNA from Magnolia sinica, 2276 nucleotides. RefSeq names its product inactive beta-amylase 9-like. Gene Ontology annotation, biological process: polysaccharide catabolic process. The transcript is spliced from 3 exons. Gene Ontology annotation, molecular function: beta-amylase activity. Lineage: Eukaryota; Viridiplantae; Streptophyta; Magnoliopsida; Magnoliales; Magnoliaceae. The coding region runs from base 270 to 1895 and encodes 541 amino acids. The record is from RefSeq and is a predicted model, not a curated record.
UCCUUGUACCUUAAUCCCAACAUACUAUCCUUCUAUCUCUUACCUUUCGAAAAUCUCUGAACUUCUAAUUUCCACUUAAUUUCAUUUCAUCUCCGAAUUUCAAACCCCUAUAACCUUUCUUUUCUCUUCCGUCUCUGCUCACUCUGACCUCAUCUCAUCUGUAUUUCUCUCUUUCUUUCCCUUGAUUUUUUGUGAAAUUUCAUAUUUGAGACUUCCAUUUUUCUUUUUUACUUUUUUGUAAGCUUUGGGUAAAUUUGGAAUUUUUUGAGAUGGAAGUUUCAGUGGUCGGAUCUUCCCAAACGAGCGUCGGGAAAACAGAAUAUCCAUUUCGGAAGCUCGGUUUCUGUAGUUCAAAGGAGAUCCCCUUUAGAUCGAGUCGGAUCGGUUUCGAUCCGAUGAGGAACUGUAGAAGGGCUUCGUUUCGAGUCGCUUUGAAGGCGAUCCGAUCUCAGAUGUGUAGAUCGGCAACGGUUGCUGGCGACAAAGCCAUGGAGAAAAGAUCGGCAGAAAAUUCGGACAAUCACGUUCGUUUAUUUGUUGGGCUCCCUCUAGAUUGUCAUAACUUACAACACACGAGAGCCAUUGCAGCAGGACUCAAGGCAUUGAAGCUCCUUGGUGUGGACGGCGUGGAUCUCCCAAUCUGGUGGGGCAUUGUGGAGAAAGACACCCCAGGAAAAUACGAGUGGUCGAACUAUCUUGCGCUCGCGGAAAUGGUCAGAGAUGCGGGCCUCAAGCUUUCUGUGUCCAUCUGCUUCCAUGCGUCGUCCAAAGGUCCUGCGGUUCCACUACCGCAAUGGGUAUCUCAGGUCGGUGAGGCCCAGCCUGAUAUCUUCUUUACAGAUCGAUCCGGAAGGCGUUUCAGGGAGUGUUUGUCAUUGGGAGUGGAUGAUCUUCCAGUGCUCGAUGGAAAGACGCCGUUGCGAGUUUUUGAGGAGUUCUGUGAGAGCUUUAAGUCUUCCUUCUCGGCUUUUAUGGGCUCCACCAUUACUGAGAUCACAAUGGGCCUGGGUCCCGAUGGCGAGCUCCGGUACCCUUCAUUUCAGCAAGCAAAGGGCCAUCAAAGUAUGGGCAUCGGUGAAUUCCAAUGCUAUGACAAACACCUGCUCGACCACCUCAAGCAACAUGCAGCGUCAAUCGGCCACUGCAACUGGGGCCUCUCUGGUCCCCACGACGCUCCUCAAUACAACGAGUCACCAGAGUCCAACAACUUCAUCAGAGAAUCCGGAGGCUCAUGGGACACUCCGUAUGGUGAAUUCUUCCUCUCCUGGUACUCUAACCAGCUCCUAUCCCAUGGAAACCGCCUCCUCUCGCUUGCCUCCUCGGUGUUUGCUGAUUCCAACAUAACUGUAUCUGGCAAGGUCCCAGUAAUACACUCAUGGUACAGAAUGCGAUCGCACCCAUCGGAGCUGAUGGCCGGGUUCUACAACACAGCGCACAGAGAUGGUUAUAAUGCUGUUGCGGAGAUGUUUGCGAGGAAUGGGUGUAAAAUGAUUUUACCAUCAAUGGACUUCUCUGACGAACACCAGCCCGAGGGGCUAAGAUCAAGCCCAGAUUCUUUAUUCUCACAGAUCAUGGCAACAUGUAAAAUGCAUGGGGUGCGGGUCGCCGGAGAGAAUUCAUCCAAAUCCAGCAUUCCAGCUGGAUUCAACAAGAUCAAGGAGCGGAUUUUAUCAUCGUCAUCCGAGAAUGUGAUGGUGGAUUCAUUCACCUACCAAAGAAUGGGUGCGUAUUUCUUCUCCCCAGAGCACUUUCCUCUGUUUGUGGAAUUUGUCAGGAGCCUCCACCAGGUUGAAUUGCAUUCGGAUGACUUGCCGGACCUCAAUGAGGAGGCUACGGUCUCUUCCAUAACGACAGGUUCGGAACUAGUGAAUGAUUUACAGACACAGGCAGUGUAGGGAACUCAGUCCGCCGAUUCUGCCAACAAAUGCAGUACUAGGGAAGUUAGACAAACACAGACGUUUACUAGCUUUAGGACAUGGGACUAAAUCAUGCUAUGAUUUGCAGCUACUUGCGUAUGCUUAGGGACUGGGCAUUAUCAUCAUCAUGAUAUGAUGAAGCCGAUACUAAUAUUUUAUAUGAUAAGCUUAUGGCCAAUCCAAAAGCUUCAACCCAAAACCGUUUUCGUCCGUGAGUGUGAUACUAAUAUUGUAGAUGUUAAGCUUCUCUUCUACCAACUUAUUUUGUUAUAGUGUGCUUGUACAUGAAAUUUGAUGACUGUUCCAUAUUUAGAAAAAUACAUAAGACAUCCUUGUUAAUAAACUCGCCCCCUCUAUCUG